AUGGCUCUUCUCCUGGUUGCGAGCGUGGAUUCGUGGAGGAACGCCUCCAUUCCUUCGCAGUGGCAGGGGAUGACGCGGAGGAGCAAGAUCCACCCGGCGGAGCAGCAGGGCGGCGACGAUUUCAUCCCGAGAGCAAUCGGCGGCGAUGGGCUGGUCAAGUUCUUGGUGGUCGACCAAAGCUCCCUCCUAUCGUCGCAGACGACGGGAGUUUUCAGGUCCAUCCAAGCAGCAAUCGAUGCCGUCCCGGUUGGGAACCAGCAUUGGGUGAUCAUCCAAGUUGGAGCUGGAGUUUACCAGGAGAAGAUCACGAUUCCAUACAUGAAGCCUUACAUUCUUCUCCAAGGUGCCGGGAGAGAUUUCACCACCAUCUCCUGGAGCGACACGGCCAGCACUUUCGGGACUGCCAACAGCGCUACUUUCAGCGCCUUUGCUCCGAAUUUCAUCGCCAAGUACAUCAGCUUCAGAAACAAUGCACCGCGGCCGCCACCGGGAGCUUUCAAUCGCCAAGCGGUGGCUGUUUUGGUCGCCGGCGACAUGGCUGCCUUCUACUCGUGCGGCUUCUAUGGCGCCCAGGACACGCUCUUCGAUUACGAGGGACGUCACUACUUCCGGGACUGCUACAUCGAAGGCUCCAUUGACUUUAUCUUCGGCCAUGCGAAGUCCGUCUUCAAGGCCUGUGAGCUCCACGCCAUCGCCGACAGCUUUGGCUCAGUCACCGCUCAGAACAGGGGAGACCCUCGCGAGAACUCUGGCUUCAUAUUUAUUGCCUGCACAGUGACAGGAAGUGGCACCAUUUUCUUAGGACGUGCUUGGGGAGCUUACUCUCGAGUCGUCUAUCUCUUCACCUACAUGGACAGCAACGUUGUCUCCGAGGGGUGGAAUGAUUGGGGCGUCGCGAGCAGGCAGGAGACAGUUUAUUAUGGUCAGUACAAGUGUUUCGGACCGGGAGCUAACGAACUAGGCCGUGUUCGGUGGUCUCACGAGCUCACGGACGAGGAAGCCAGGCCUUUCCUGCAAGUAAACUUCAUUGACGGCGUACAAUGGUUACGUGAACUAUAGCAAACAACGAGGAAGAAAACCUGGCUCGUCUGUACAAAAUUUGAUUCCCAAUUCUUUUGUGCGACACCUUCAGAAAAGGAAAAGGAAGAAACUGUCAAGAACAAUAAAAAUCUCUAGCCAGAUCCGUAAAUACUUGGGAAGGAAACCAAAUUUCGCGGUUUACCGGUGAUUUGUUGGUGCUAACUUUGUAACUCGAGAAUCACGAAAUAAAAUCCCCGCAUUCGUGUAAAA
Molecule: messenger RNA, 1290 nt
Organism: Selaginella moellendorffii
Lineage: Eukaryota; Viridiplantae; Streptophyta; Lycopodiopsida; Selaginellales; Selaginellaceae
Product: probable pectinesterase 53
Exons: 5
Coding region: 1-1059 (352 amino acids)
Biological process (GO): cell wall modification
Molecular function (GO): pectinesterase activity
Source: RefSeq, a predicted model, not a curated record